Molecule: messenger RNA, 174 nt
Organism: Suillus subaureus
Lineage: Eukaryota; Fungi; Basidiomycota; Agaricomycetes; Boletales; Suillaceae
Exons: 1
Source: RefSeq, a predicted model, not a curated record
UCACUAUGUCAUUCAAAUGGCUAUACAGCCAACCAUCAAUUCCACCACCAAUACCGUAGCAAGAUGCUUCGUGCAGCAUCAUCCAGUCGUGUUCAAAUUGUCACAAUCCGAGCUGCCCUUCAUCACUUAAAGCCAGAAGGCAAGUCAGGCACUUUGCUCGUUGGGGUAGGUCUU